AUGAAUCAGUAUUUCGCAGAUCAUGAUGCUCCUUUGAGCAUGCUUUCUGUAAAAACAGAAUAUUUUCCUCAAUUGACUGAAAAAGAGCAAAAAUAUGCACAUUUCAUGUCAAAGGCAUCCCACGCAGGUUCAAGGGUGGUGAUGAGACAAGUCUCUCAUGAAACUGAACCGAUCUUUGACCUAGUCCUUGCUAUUCACGCAAACUUAAGUGGUCAGUACCCAGUGGACGAUAGUACUGAAAAGCAACAAACGGAAUUCUAUCUAGAAUACGUAUCUCAAUUUUUAUCCAAUUUGGGUAAUUACAAAUCCUUUGGUGACAGUAAAUUCAUUCCUCGUUGUGAAGUGGAAUUCUUCCAAAAACUUUUGAAGUUGGCGAAAAUCGACCCUUCUUCAUCUCCGUCGACCUUGUCGCCUGCAGACGUCAACCAUAACUUCACAUCUCAUAAACUUUUCUCCACUAUCAAUGAGUUGGUCGCGGUUGGUGUCUACCACGUGGACGAAAAGGCUGCUCUCUUAGGGUUCCCUUCUCAAGGUUACACUUCAGCAUAUUAUCUGGGUCAACCUGUAACACCUGAAGAUAUGGCCCUCUUAAAAGAGCAACUAUUCGCAGAACUUGCCAUCUUGCCUGAGAAUACAAGAAUCAAAAAAAUCGAUGAUCGAUCUUUUCAAAUCUGGGUUGCUUCUGAGAAUGUUAAAAACGAAAUAGCAGAGACCUAUCCUAAUGGACAGAUCAUAUUGCUCAAUAAUACAACCAAAGUGGAAUUCAUAUUCGGUGACCACUCACGUGAGAUGCGUUUAAUAGCUUCGUACCUAAAAGAGGCUCAAAAUUACGCAGCCAAUGAUACUCAAAAAGCGAUGCUUCAAGAAUACAUCGACCAUUUCGUCACGGGCUCAUCGCAUUCUCAUAAGGAAGCACAAAAAUUAUGGGUGAAGGAUAUUUCUCCCAUCAUCGAAACGAACAUUGGAUUCAUCGAAACAUACAGAGAACCUUCUGGUAUAAUCGGGGAAUUUGAAUCAUUGGUUGCUAUUCAGAACAAAAAACGUACUGCCAAAUUUUCUAGUUUGGUUAACAACGCUGAAGAAUUUAUUUCGUUAUUACCGUGGUCUGAAGAUUAUGAAAAGCCGAACUUUAACCCACCAGAUUUCACCUCCCUAGAAGUUCUAACAUUCACAGGGUCGGGAAUACCAGCAGGUAUCAAUAUCCCAAAUUAUGACGAUGUCAGAUUAAAGAUCGGGUUCAAGAAUGUUUCUUUAGGGAACAUCUUGAGCGCGGCUGCCAAAAGCUCAUCUAAGCACCCACCAAGUUUCAUUUCCGCCGAAGAUCGUUUAAUUUUUGAACAGUAUCAGAGUGAAUCCUUUGAAGUUCAAGUAGGAAUCCAUGAAUUAUUAGGCCAUGGAUCAGGGAAACUAUUGACCGAAUUUACAGAUGGGUUCAACUUUGAUAAGGACCAUCCACCUUUGGGUUUGGACGGGAAUUCCGUGAAGACGUACUACAAGUUGGGAGAAACUUGGGGCUCAAAAUUUGGACAAUUAGCGGGUCCCUUUGAAGAGUGUCGUGCUGAAGUAAUCGCCAUGUUUUUGAUUACUAAUAGGAAGAUUUUGGAUAUUUUUGGUUUUCAUGAUGAGGAAUCUCAGGAUAAUGUGGUAUAUGCUGGGUAUUUACAAAUGGCCCGUGCAGGUCUAUUGGCGCUAGAAUAUUGGAACCCUAAAACUGGAAAAUGGGGGCAACCACACAUGCAAGCGAGAUACUCUAUCAUGAAAACAUUCAUGAAGCAUUGUAAAGACAAGAAUUUCCUAAAGUUGGAAAUCAACGACACGAUGGAUGACUUCACCAUCAAGUUGGAUAAAACUCUCAUCAAGACUGCCGGGCUUGAAUGUGUAAAGGACUACUUACAACAUUUACAUGUUUACAAAUGCUCAGGUGACGUGGAACAAGGUAGUAAGUAUUUUAUCGAUAGAUCAACUGUGACACCAGAUUUGGCCUCUUUGAGAGACAUUGUUGUUUCCAAGAGAUUACCAAGAAGGCAAUUUAUUCAGGCAAAUUCACAUGUCAAUGGCGAGAAUGUUUCUUUGGUAGAAUACGAAGAAACUCCGCGAGGCAUGUUACAAUCCUUCCUGGAUAGAGAACUGUAA
Messenger RNA from Saccharomyces eubayanus, 2133 nucleotides. RefSeq names its product dipeptidyl-peptidase III. Lineage: Eukaryota; Fungi; Ascomycota; Saccharomycetes; Saccharomycetales; Saccharomycetaceae. Gene Ontology annotation, molecular function: dipeptidyl-peptidase activity; metalloexopeptidase activity. Gene Ontology annotation, cellular component: cytoplasm. Bases 1 to 2133 code for a protein of 710 amino acids. Gene Ontology annotation, biological process: proteolysis. The transcript has a single exon. The record is from RefSeq and is a predicted model, not a curated record.